UUUCAAAGCCGGACCAUAUAUGAAUUAGGACUUGAUGACUUAGUGUCCCCGGAACUAUAUUUACAUAGUUUACAAUAUUAGCUAGCAGGGCUCAUUCUUCAUUUUCGUUUCUGGUGAUGAGCUGAUUCUUGAUCACUGAGAGCCUUCCUAGCUUGCUAGCCAAUAUGAAUUCCUUUGUGCUCUUUGAGUCGUCUUUGAUUCCUCUGUUUUUUAUCACAUCCUUCCUGACGAUCAACUUUCAAUCAAGUGUGUACGCUGAUACAGUGGAAUAUAGCGAGUGCAGCCAAACUAUUACCUGCGGGAGCGUCACGAGCAAUAUCUCUUACCCCUUUUGGGGAGAGAACAGACCCGAAUACUGUGGCAAAUCUGGGUUUGAGGCUACAUGCACUGAUGACGAUGUCCCGAUGAUCACCAUGAAGAAAAUCGAAUUCAGACUUCUCGACAUGAGCAAUAGCACUAAUCUAACGACUGUGACAGUUGCAAGGAACGAUUACUGGGAUUCUCUCUGUCCUCCGAAUUUAAUUACCACAGACCUCGACUACUCUCUGUUUAAUUAUACAUCUGGCCCUCAAGACGUAUCUUUUUACUACGGAUGCAGUUUGCCUGCCGAGAUUGCCCCAACGAUCUCAGGGUUUGAUUUUUCUGCUAUCACGCGUGAUUGCAGCAAUGGCGUCACCGUUUCGUUUCUCACUGAGAAGCAAAUUGCUAAGAUUCCAGCUUCAACUAACUUGAGCACAAUCUGUCCUAAUGUGGUUUCGGUUCCAGUGUCUGCGUCGGCUUCUGAUGCGCUCGACAACAAUCAAACAUCAACUAUCGAGGCUGCUGUAAAAGGUGGUUUUGAGUUGAAUGUGCAGAUUGUUGAUACUGGUGUUUGCAAGGACUGUGUGGCCUCAGGAGGACUUUGUGGGCAGGACACUACUACCCGUGCCUUCAUUUGCUAUUGCCAGAAUGGAACUUCACCAAAUACAUGCGAUUCAAAUUCUGCAACACCAGAUGCAGCCAAUUCAUCAAAAGGUAUCAAUUAUAUUUACGCUUUCCCUGCGUGUCAAUGUUACCUCUUUUGUUCUUUUAUUUCAAUAACUGGUAACCAAAGAUAUGAUUUAGAUGAGUGA
This is a messenger RNA of Argentina anserina (silverweed cinquefoil), 1112 nucleotides long. Its product is annotated as LEAF RUST 10 DISEASE-RESISTANCE LOCUS RECEPTOR-LIKE PROTEIN KINASE-like 2.7. The transcript has a single exon. Bases 165 to 1112 code for a protein of 315 amino acids. Lineage: Eukaryota; Viridiplantae; Streptophyta; Magnoliopsida; Rosales; Rosaceae. Gene Ontology annotation, molecular function: polysaccharide binding. The record is from RefSeq and is a predicted model, not a curated record.